UUUGCAUAAAAAUACUUGUCCAAGUGCAGACGUGUUUUCGUGUCGAUAUCUGACGAUGUAUCUAUAGUUCAGGUACAGUCGAACGUUCCAGUAGCGUAGAUGGUAGCUGGAAAUGUUGUUUAGCAUCCGUUUUGUCCUAAAUCAUUGGGUCUGACUGCCGACUACCAGCAACAGUGGAGAAGGAACCUAAAUUGCACCGAGAAGCUUCAACUUCAAGAUCAUCAACAACAACAACAACAUCUGACAACAAACAUCAUGAGACCCACAGAAGACCCGGAGUCCCUGGGAGACCUCUGUGUGCAGUACUGCCUGGCUAACAUCAGCACCUUCUGUGUGCUGGACGACACAGGGACACCACGCGGCAUCAAACCUGACAUCUGUAUACCCAGUCAGUAUAGUGACAAGUUACUCAACUGGUCCAAUGAGAAAGGUCGUGUGGAUGGACCGUUCCUCCGAGUCUUCUCAGACCCCCAGCAGACCAGACUGAGGCACGUCAACCUGCACGGCAACGAGAAAAUCAGCAACCAGGCCCUGUCUGCUCUCUGUAACCACCAGCUAGUGGAGCUGGACCUGUCCUGCUGUCCCAACAUUAACGCAGACUGUCUGCAGCAUCUGUACCAGUCUAAGUACACGCUGUUGGCUCUCAAUAUCAGUGGCAACAUGUCCUUCCCAUGGCCCAAUCAGGACAUCCGACUGGACAUGCCUCGGCUGCGCGUGUUAAACAUCGCUAACCUCCACGGACUCAGACUCAGCAGCCUGGAGACCCUGGCCAUGAGUCUGUCUAACCUGACGUCCCUGGAUGUGUCAGGGUUAAACGUGGAUGACCUGUCCUUCCUGACACCUCUGAAGGACAAACUCUCGUCACUGGUCCUGUAUAACUGCAGUCUGAAGGACCAGGCUUACCAGACGAUCAUGAGCAUGAAGGCACUGAGACACCUGGAUGUGUCUGUCCCUCCUGACAGGAAGACCCCGGGAAAGAGUCCCCUGCUGUCUAAGUUAGUCCAGAGUCUGCCAGCCCUGACUUCUCUGGACAUCUCAGGCACCAGUCUGGGCGACAUGGACAGUGACAGUGGGUCAGACGACAUGUCUGACACAGAGGCAGGCGAUGAAGAGUCCCAGCGACAGGAUGGCGGAGUGGUUCGUACUACCAUUCCUGGCCUGCAGGGUCUGAGACAGAAGCUGGACUUCCUGGGGCUGGUUCAGACAGGAGCGGCCGGGGCUGAGCACAUACCUGCACACAGGGUGGCAGGUCACAUGACUGAGCAGCAGGUGCUGACAGCUGUGCAGGUGUAUGUGGACCGCAGUCAGAUGCUGGCCAAGUGUCUAACAGCACUGUUUGAGCUCCUGCAGGCUGUAGACUUACAGGAGCCACUGCAGUUUGUCCAUCAUGUUGGCACGGUUAUGAAGAGGCAUCCCAAAGACCCAAACAUCCAGGUGGCAGGCAGUGCAGCACUGUAUCACCUGACUAAAGGCUGGAGAAACAGCUGUGAUCACAUCAAGUUACGCAGGGCAACUAUCCAGGCACUGACAUCAGGAAUGGAACACCAUCCUACAGAAUUAACAAUGCAGCGUAACGGCUGUCUCACACUUUGUAACUUCAGGAUUCCUCAGGAUCUGGAGUUUGAGUACCAGAGAGUAGCGGAAGUGUUGCUGAGAAUCUUCACCAACUUCCGGAAUGAAGAGUUUAUCCAGCGCAUCGCGGUGUACCUGUGUAACAUCAUCGUGUGUCAGCUGAACGGGGAGCAGAAGGAACUGGUGGGAAGGAUCGGUGUGGUGGAGACCAUGCUGAAAUUGAUCCAUGAAAGACUCAACUCCAAGACGUGUAAUGAAGUGAUGGAGAUAGCCUGGAGUACCCUGUGGAAUAUCACUGACGAGACUCCCCAGAACUGUGAAAUGUUCAUGGAUGGUUCAGGCAUGGAGCUGUUCUUGAGCUGCUUGGAGACUUUCCCAGACAAGCAGGAACUGCAUAGAAAUAUGCUGGGACUCAUGGGAAAUGUUGCUGAAGUCAAGUUUCUUAGGCCUCGUUUGAUGCAGGAAAGAUAUGUCACAGUCUUCAAUACUCUGCUGGAAAGUGAGAGUGAUGGUAUAGAGGUGUCAUACAACUCGUGUGGUGUGCUGUCCCACAUGAUGUCAGACGGGGUGGACAGGUGGACAGUGUCCCAGCCGUGCCGUCAGCUGGUGCUGGACAGGAUGGUGCAGGCUAUCCAGAGAUGGGACGUUGCAACCAAAAGAAAUAUCAACUACAGGUCAUUUGAGCCCAUCCUGAAGCUGCUGUACCACUAUGACACACCACAAGUCCAGCACUGGGCAGUCUGGGCACUCACCAACCUCACCAAAGUCUACCCUGAGAGGUAUGUCCAGCUGCUGCGGGAUGAAGGAGGCCUGCCCCUGCUGGAGACAAUACUGACCAGUCCCCAGCCCUACCCUUGGGUCAAAGAGCUGGUCACCAUGGUCCUAGCAACAUGCCGGGACUACAGACAACAAGAAGUAGAAAAUAACAACAACGACUAACCAGUACCUGACAGGUCAAGUCUUUUAUAACGCUAUACGUGUACAUGUAGAUCAUGUAGCAAGCUGAAGGGAACUAGGACUGGUUAGAAGCCCUGUCACACAUAGCCAAAUAUGGCCUGCUUAACUCCCCCAACCAUG
This is a messenger RNA of Branchiostoma belcheri (Belcher's lancelet), 2649 nucleotides long. RefSeq names its product protein zer-1 homolog. Gene Ontology annotation, cellular component: Cul2-RING ubiquitin ligase complex. The transcript is spliced from 18 exons. Gene Ontology annotation, molecular function: protein binding. NCBI's taxonomy places the organism in Eukaryota, Metazoa, Chordata, Leptocardii, Amphioxiformes, Branchiostomatidae. The coding region runs from base 256 to 2511 and encodes 751 amino acids. The record is from RefSeq and is a predicted model, not a curated record.